UCAAAUUUCAAGUUAAAAUUUUGAAAAUGGGGAAAAAAAUUCCAGUUACGGCAUCAAAUAAAACUAUAAAAAUAAGUCCUGAUCCAAAUAGAUCCAGAAGCAAAGCUCGAGAUGAUCUUCUAGACGAUUAUAGUCCUAUAUGUGUUGCAAAAAUUUUUCCAACAAACGCAGACAGACCACCAGUCACUUUAGAGAGUUUUCGGCCGAAGAAAAAUACUUGUUUGGACUAUGAACUGUCGGAAACUUAUCUCAGAUGGCAAAUCGGCGACACCAAAGUUCGGGCUUCCCAUAUAACAGGUACGUAUGUACCUGCUCCUCCAGGAUAUUUUGCCCCGAAGAAAGUGAAGGGACUGUACUUCAACGGAUGUCCCCCGGUUUGGAAAUUUCUGGACGAAAUCAGGAAAGAGAAAAUCGAGAAGCAACAAACAGGAAACAGGGCACACUUCAAAGAAUUUUUGAGAAAAACUCAUGAGAAUAAGGCAGUUAGUUUUAACCAGAUGCACGAUCUUCUGACCUCAAUGGCUGGACCACCAUGGUUCCAAGAACUAUCCCCCGCUCAAUUGAAAACAAUCGACAAUCUGCAGGAAUGCAUACACAAAGAUUUGAAGGGAAAUUCUAUCGAGAACGUUAAAGCAAACAUGGCGGCAUUUGGUCUGUACUUUCGACCGAACGAGAAAAUGUUGAAGAUGGCGCUGGAGUUCUGUUGUGGCGUCGAUUACGAGUUUUUGCUGAUUUUGUAUCAAGUUAUGAAUCCUAAGAGAAGAUGUUAUUCCAUCAAUGACAGACUUCUUCUAUCGGCAGUAGUUCACUUAACCAUCAUUGAAACCCUACGAGAAUGCCACGUCAGGCUACCGUCCCCACCCCGCAAACCUUGCACUCCCGUUUGUAUGCCAUGCAAAGGGAGGAAAACAAAACAAGGAGACUGUAUCUAUUCUGUUCCACCGAAGAUACAUUAUGACUCCCCUUAUUUGGAACCGUACACUUUCAAGCCAGAUCCGCCAAAGUUCCAAAAUCCGCCAAGAUACGAGAACAAGCAUAUACAGUAUCCGGAAAGUCCGUAUUUUUCUUAUUUGGAUGCGUUGAGGGAAGAAAUAAAAAAUGCGGAGAGUGUGUUAGAUAUUGAUGUAUGUAGAGUAGAUGAUCAAGAACAAGAGAUUUUACGAGAGCACCAAGCGGCCGAGAGGAAGUAUAACGACCUUCAAGAGAACGGGGCAUGGAAAGGUUUGGUAUCUCCAACUAUAAAAUUAGAAUGUAUGGAUUUUGUAAAUAGAUCCCUACAAUGUAGACCCGUUAAGUUGCCAUCGCUGUUUCCACUAGAAGAUACGUUGCCUCCAUGUACCUGCGACGAAGAGGAAAAGCCAGGCGGUGGAGACUGUUGUACAGACUUCUACACUUGCCCAUGUAACAAAGACCCCAACACCAAAUGCGUUUGCAAGGAAAACACAAACUUAUUUUUGAAAGCCUUAUGUAAAAGAUGCCUAGCAAUCUUAAAGAGAAGCACCAACAACAUGGUGGGAGGCUUAGUGAGGUAUAAUGGAGAUAUGUUACCGCUUAUCCAAGGGGUUUUUAAAGACAGGGAAUGCAAGUGUUUGACUCGGUUUAAGGACCAACUAUCAGCGAUAGCAGCAGGUAAUAGGUUGUCUUGCAAACCUGAGAUGUAUUCUAUAGGGGGCGUUGCUAUCACUUCACAGGGGCCUUCGUUUAUAAUAAACUCUCUUCUUAACAAGAAAGAACUAGAAUCUAAAAUGGAGAAGGACGAGUCUACGGAAGAUGUAUGUACUUGCGGAGAGCCAGAAGAAACAAAAGCAUGUCCAGACGACUGCUGCGUGGACGAUUCUAAAGAAAUGCCAAUAAUAUGUCAAGAAAAUGCCUGUCAAGAAAAAUUAGAGAAAAUAGAUGAGCCAGAAGAAAUGAAGGAAGAACCUGAAGAAACAGACAAGAGUAUGCCUUGGGAAGAAGCGGAUUGUAAGUGUAAGAAAGCCUUUGAAGAUUUUUGUGCGAAGCAGUGUAACUGUCCACAAUGUUUAGAAGAUAAAAGGCGCAAAGAAGCGGUGUAUGUCGUAUCAGGUGUAUCCAAUACAGAUCAAGGUGGAGUCGUGGAAAACGUCGUAAAUAUUGGAGGCGUUCAACAAAAACAAUGCGAUUGUUUUCAUAACUAUAUGGAAAAAAUUAAGAAGAUGGAGGAGUACAGACAAAGAGUCAAAACCAGACUCAAAAUGAAAUACCAGGAUGAUAAAUAUUGCAUCGGAGGUGUUGCAACAACUAAAUAUGGUCCAGUUUACCACAACCAAGGUGUCCAAAAAGAAAUUUCGUGCACUUGUCUUCAGGAUCAUCAGAAAGAAGAAGAGGACGCUAAAAGGCGAAUGCCCGAGAAACCUGACACAGGCCGAAUUCAGUACGCUAUAGCAGGCGUAUCAGCUAAAGAAGACAAAAACUAUUUUGCAAUAAGUCAUGCUGUACAUUCAAAACCUUGUUCUUGCCUAGAGAUGUAUAGAACCUACAAAAAGGAGCAUAUGUGGUGUUUGGAGAGUUUUUACGAAUAUAUGCAUAUUACUCAAAACGAGCUACAAGAAUUUGAAGCCGAAAAACCAUACGAAGACGAAGAGCAAAACCUAGACCUUCAAUACGAACUUACUUUUGAACCAGGUUUAGCCGGUGAUGAACAAGAGGAUGAAGGGGUAAAUGACUCACAACCAAAACAAGAAUGUCCUUAUAGUAAAACCGACUCACCUAAUUAUCAAAUAUGUUCCGAAUGUGGGAAAUGUGUGGAAAUAGAUUAUACAAUAAAUCUAUGCAAUUGCCGAAAAGAAGAUAAAUGUAGAGAACAAAACAAUUCUCCUCCUAGCAAAGAAGUGUGUCCUGUUCAGCCACCGAAGAACAAAAUUUGUUCUGAAUGUAAAAAAUGUGUGGCAUCGGAUUCUGUAAUCGAUAACUGCGACUGUCGAUCUUCAGAAGAGACAAUCCAAGACGAAUGUGAAUGCAGAAAGGAAGAUACAUGUAAAGAACAAGGCGAUCGUAGUCAGGAAGUAUGUCCACUUGAGCCACCUAAUUAUAAAACGUGUUCUGAAUGUGGAAAAUGUGUAACAUUGGAUUCUACGAUCGAUCAAUGUGAUUCUGGAUCUUCAGAAGAGACAAUAAGAGAUAAAUGUGAAUGCCCUAAAGAAGUUAUGUGUAUAUCGAUCGAAGAUCCAUGCGUAUGUGAGUCUGAUGAAACAGUCAAAGAAAAGGAAGACUGUACUUGUACCGAAGACCCUUCACACAAAUGCACUUGCUUCGAUGAUCCUUGUUUUUGUACGGAAAACCCUUCAUUUAAGUGCACAUGCUUUGAUGAUCCAUGUAAUUGUACCGAAAAUCCUAAUCACGUAUGCACUUGCUUUGAUGAUGAGCGAUUCAAAGAGACAGAAACGCAGUGUGGAGACGGAAAGGAAUUCGGCGAAGGUGAUUUCAAACGAUUUGUUAUACUUGAGAAAAUACCUUGUAAUAAACGCAAGCAGAUGGAGAUUCUAAAGAAACUGCUAGAAGGUUUAGCGAUGGAUGGGUAUCCUUUGGCCAAACUUCCAGAUGCUCAUCAACUACCAAUAUUCCGGCUGUGGAUGCAAAUGCGAUGUGGCAAAAGUUGGACACAACGACAAAAAAGAGCGUUUAAUCAAUUGACCAAUAAAUAUUUGGCGCACACAAAUAUUUGUUAUCAGAAGAUUAAAGUACCGAAAAUGCCCAUCUGCCCACAUAUGGCAAAUAAAUUCAACUGGAACCAUUUCGAACUCCUAAGGGACAUGACUUCUUCGCUAAUAUUCGAGUACCGCCGAAAAAUUAAGCAGUUACGAGUCCACAGUGCCAGAGAGUACUUUCCUAUAAUGUACGACUAUCCGUUUCCGUUUCGAACCUUUAGAAAUAAUUAUUUUGCUUACUUGCCGGCAAAAGAAGAAGACAUUUACGUUGGGAACUUCCGAAUAACCGACUGGGCUGCGCCGAAACAACGAGACGCAAGUUGCUUCAGAUUUGAUAAUAAAAAAUAAAUGUUGACGAUGAUAAAA
This is a messenger RNA of Diabrotica virgifera virgifera (western corn rootworm), 4034 nucleotides long. RefSeq lists its product as uncharacterized. The transcript has 17 exons. The record is from RefSeq and is a predicted model, not a curated record. Lineage: Eukaryota; Metazoa; Arthropoda; Insecta; Coleoptera; Chrysomelidae. The coding region runs from base 27 to 4016 and encodes 1329 amino acids.